AUGUUUGCCAUAAAAGAUGAUAUACCUUACGUCAUCGCGCAGUCUCAAAUUAUACCACAGAUACCAACCUGUUACGAUUUCUACGACGGAAUCCUUGCUUUCGGCACUCCAACCGGAAAGAUAAUUUUCGCAGACGUUUCAGAAGGGAAAUACACACAGAACUACCUUGCAUCCAGCACAUCCAUUGAAAAGAUCAAGUUCCUUACCAAAGAUGUCCUUCUGUGGUACUCAAAAACCGAGUGUGGAUCAAUAAAUCUUCCCAAGCGCCAAGUUAUUCCAAUCCACACUCGCCUUGGCCCUGCCACAGACCUAAUAUGUUCAGAGGAGCUCGGCGUUUUCGUCCACGGCAAAUACGACCUUGGUAUUUUUUAUGAUGUCAAACAAAAGCCGAUGACUCUUCAAACAUCCAUCACCGCUGUUGCAGUCCAAGUAUCCAGAAUACCAGCAACAUGUUUCCAAGGCGAUACUCCCAAUUUCGCCGUAUUAUUAUCUACCGGAGAAAUCCAAGUCUACACAUACAAGAACGGCAUAGCACAGAUGCCUGUUCUGAGGCUGCGUAACUCACGGGAGAACUCCAGGACAACUUGUCUUGCUUGGAAAGGCGAUUGCAUCAUAACUGCUGACACAGACGGCGUAAUUAUGUUUUACGACUUUGCUUUCGGUACAUCGAAGCAAACAUACUCUCCUUUCAUCGACAUAGACAGGAUAGAGUUCGAGAGAUCAUCCAGCGGAUUGUACGUACACGCGAGAGACGGAAAAUUUGGUUUUUCACUUGAAAAAGUGGAAAGUUGUCCUUUUUCUGUUUCCUCAUUCGCUGUAACAGGAAAUGGACUCGUCCUCGUCUCCCCGCUCAAUGACGAAGCCGUGAAAUUC
This is a messenger RNA of Trichomonas vaginalis G3, 873 nucleotides long. Its product is annotated as WD repeat-containing protein 11 family. Gene Ontology annotation, molecular function: protein binding. The record is from RefSeq and is a predicted model, not a curated record. The annotation marks the transcript as partial. NCBI's taxonomy places the organism in Eukaryota, Parabasalia, Trichomonadida, Trichomonadidae. The transcript has a single exon.